AUAAAAGCGCAACGGCACCCAGCGAUCUAGGCCGCCGCCCCCUAGCUUCCCCCUUCUUCGCUCUCGCCGCCUCGUUCGCUCCGCCUACGCUCCCGAGCCGACCCGAGCAGAGCUCGAAGCGACCCGCUCGGAUCCGGAGGAGGAGAUGGCGGACGCGAAGCAGCAGCCACAGCCGCAGCAGGCGGCGGCGGCUACCGGCGUCUGGAAGACCAUCAAGCCCUUCGUCAACGGCGGCGCCUCCGGGAUGCUCGCCACCUGCGUCAUCCAGCCCAUCGACAUGGUCAAGGUGAGGAUCCAGUUGGGCGAGGGCUCUGCUGGUCAGGUCACGAAGAACAUGCUUGCUAAUGAGGGGGUCCGUUCCUUCUACAAGGGUUUGUCCGCCGGUUUACUAAGGCAAGCGACUUAUACGACUGCUCGUCUUGGAUCCUUCAGGGUUCUAACUAAUAAAGCAGUUGAAAAAAAUGAGGGGAAGCCGUUGCCACUAAUUCAGAAAGCUUUUAUUGGUCUGACUGCUGGAGCAAUUGGUGCUUGUUUUGGUAGUCCUGCUGAUUUGGCACUCAUUAGAAUGCAAGCUGAUUCAACCUUGCCAGCCGCACAAAGGCGUCACUACAAGAAUGCUUUCCAUGCACUCUACCGUAUUACUGCUGAUGAGGGAGUCCUUGCACUUUGGAAGGGUGCAGGCCCAACUGUGGUGAGAGCUAUGGCACUGAAUAUGGGUAUGCUUGCUUCCUAUGACCAGAGUGUUGAGCUAUUUAGAGACAAAUUUGGCGCAGGAGAAAUUUCUACCGUAAUUGGAGCCAGUGCUGUUUCUGGAUUCUUUGCCUCGGCAUGCAGUCUUCCCUUUGACUAUGUGAAGACACAGAUUCAGAAGAUGCAACCUGAUGCCAAUGGCAAGUACCCGUACACAGGGUCUUUGGACUGUGCCAUGAAGACCUUCAAGAGUGGCGGCCCAUUCAAGUUCUACACUGGCUUUCCGGUAUACUGUGUCAGGAUUGCGCCCCAUGUCAUGAUGACAUGGAUAUUCUUGAAUCAGAUCCAGAAGUUUCAGAAGAAGAUCGGCAUAUAAGACCUCCAACAUGUGGAAAAUGGGGUUGAUUGCUCGAUGCUAUUAUUGCUCGACUCAUAUAAUAACUUUCCAGCUGCUUUGACAUUCUGGUAGUUGGUUUUGGUAGACAAGUCUGGAACAAUUUUUACCUUAGCUUACAUGUCGCGUUUCGUUACAAUAAUCACAUCAUUUGUUGUAUUGGGGCAAUUUUUUGGGUGGACAUACUUUUGUUGGCUGGGACGCAGCCAUGAGAAGAGGGGAUACCACCUAGUGCCAUUGAAUGUAACAUGACCAUAUUUUAUACAGAUUUUUGCAAUGAGCCUUUCGUACUCGUA
Molecule: messenger RNA, 1380 nt
Organism: Phragmites australis (common reed)
Lineage: Eukaryota; Viridiplantae; Streptophyta; Magnoliopsida; Poales; Poaceae
Product: mitochondrial dicarboxylate/tricarboxylate transporter DTC-like
Exons: 6
Coding region: 146-1066 (306 amino acids)
Biological process (GO): transmembrane transport
Molecular function (GO): oxoglutarate:malate antiporter activity
Source: RefSeq, a predicted model, not a curated record